Messenger RNA from Heterotrigona itama, 1778 nucleotides. Lineage: Eukaryota; Metazoa; Arthropoda; Insecta; Hymenoptera; Apidae. The record is from the annotation of a GenBank genome assembly.
CUUUCGUAUAAUCACAUGAAUUUUAGACGGGAGGGUUUGUAAGUCUUUCAAACUAAUAUAAAGUACAAAACAUGAAAGACAAAGAUAUAAAAAAUUUAUAAUAUCAUUUUUAAAUGUAAUUAAAUAUAAAUAUAUAAAAAUAAUAAUUUUACAUAAUAAAGGUAUGAUUUGAUAUCUUAUUGUACAGUUACAAUUGCAUUAAAGGUUAUGAAAAUAGUGUCGCCGGAUAUUAAGUUACAAGUUAUUUAGCAAAUUAUGCUAAUUGUAUAGGUAUUAAAUUUUAUAUGAAUAAAAUAUGUCGGUAAUAUAUAGAAAAUUGUGCUCUUCUAUUUUGUCUGAGCAUUUUGGUCAAAUUGUACAGUGUGUGGCUGAAGAUUUAUUUAAACAUGGUUCAAGACCAGUAGAACUAAUUUCUUAUACAACGCAUCUUCCUUUAACAAAGAUUAAAGAAGCAUUAUGUGUUUUAAUGAAACAUGGUUUUGUUGUAUACAGUCGAACAGAAAAGGGAAUGGAAUAUUCUUUAAUUCACGAAAAUAUUUUACUUAUUCUCCGUUAUCCAAAGUAUAUGUUCUUUGUAAAAACAAUGUGUGGCGAUGAAUCUGAAAUGAUUUUAGAAGAAGUAUUUAUGCAUGGAUAUAUAACGGCUUCAGAAGUAAUUACAAAAACAUAUAAAAAAAUUGAGCAGUCACCUUACGCAGUUGAAGAGAAAACAAAUAGAAAACCUGAUUUUACAUUACCAAAUUUGAAUGUAACUGCUAUUAUUAAGAAAAUAGAAGGUGAUAACAAUAGCGAUCCUGGAGAUAGUAAAAUUUAUUGGAAAGUUAAUUUUGACCGCCUCAUUCAAGACCUUAGGGAUCAAAUUAUUGUAUCAGCUAUAAGCAGACGGCUGGAUGAAAAUGCAGGAGAGUUAAUGAGGCAAUUAUUAUUUCUUAUGUAUCUACGGACAGCAUCAUGGGCACAUACAUCCAAUCCAAUACCUCUUACAGAAAUAAAGGAAGCAGUUAAAAAAAUCAAUUAUCCGUUACUUACACAUCAUCUUGAUCAAUAUUUACAUCUUAUUGAGGAAGAUUCUAGUCAAUUUUUGAAACGAGUUGGAGAUUCAGGAGGUGGCCAAUAUAGUGUUAAUAUGAAGGAGGCGUUUAAACAGUUAGCAUGGGCAACAUUAGAAAACAUUGUAAUGGAGAGGUUUGGUUCAAAAGCAGCUAGAAUAUUUAGAUUAGUGCGUGAGAAAAAGUACAUUGAACAGGAACAAAUUCAGCAAUUAGCGAUGAUCCCAGCAAAAGAAGCGAAGCAUCUAACGUACACUUUAUUACAAGAGAAUUAUCUACAAAUACAGGAAUUGAAGAAAUCUGGAGUAUCAGCUACACCGAUAAAAACAUUCUUUUUGUUUCACAUUGAUUUAAAUUUGGUUGCUUACAUGGAGGUGGAACAUUGUUACCAUGCACUGUACAAUAUUAUGCAAAGACGAGAGUAUGAAGUAAGCAGCAAUAAGCGGAUGAUCGAUAAACAAUUGCGAAUGCAAACUCUGACAACUAAUUUGAAAGAACACGGUGCUACCGAAGAGCAAUUGGCAGAGAUUGCAGACUUGAUGACACCGUCUGAGAAACAACAAUUAGAAAAAGUUCAAAACACAAUUAAGAAAUUGGGUAUUACCGAAUUGCAAAUUGAUGACACUCUAUUCUUAUUAACGAUGUAUUUACGUUAUCACUAUCAAUAAAGGCAUAUUUUUUUUAAAUGUGUCAAAUUUUCAUAAAUGCCAGCGGCGCAGUUCAUUUUCA